UAACCCACUUUAAAGCACAACAUUCUCCCAACUCUUCUUCCACUUCUAGACACAAACACAAGAUCCCAUAAUGGAAACGGAUCACUACUACCAGAGCUCAAGUGAAACGAUCAUGGCUUCAUUGCUAACUCUAACACCAACUCAAUUCUCUUAUCUCUCCCAUACUCUCUCUUCAGACUUCCAUAUUCAGACACACCGUCUUUAUUCGCUCCUAUCUUCGCCACUCCGUUUCGCACACACUCUCCAGUUCCUUCAAACUCUUUCUCUCCAUGAUAAAACCUUGCUCAUAGCACGUUACCUCCAACGAACACUGAAACAGCUCACUAACACUUGGGAAACCGAAACACAUGCUUCUCCAAACACGGGUUAUUCUUAUUCGAUUCGAUUAAGGUUAAGAGAAUACGACGCCGUUUCAUUGCUCUUGCUACUUUGUGAAGUGUAUCAAUACAAUUCUCAAUUUCUACAGACGUAUUCAUUGAUGGAAUGGCAUGAAAUCCUCAACGAUUACGUGUUUAACAACACUUUAAUGAGUAUUUCCGGCAUGGGUUUCUCAUGUACAAGUCUAGUCUUAUGUCCUUAUAUUGAUAAUGUGAUCAAAUGUAAGAGAUUUCUUGAUACUAUGAUGAGUUGCAGCGUUGGUCAUAACAAACCGGUUGUUGCGGCCGCAUCGGCAUUGGCAGUCGUUUCGUUAAGAUCAGUGCAAGUUAGUAAUGAAAAUAAUGGGGUUGAUCCUGUUUCCUGUGUAAUAUGUAAAGAAGAAAUGAAACAAGGAAGAGAUGUUUGUGAAAUGCCAUGCAAGCAUUUAUUUCACUGGAUUUGUAUAUUGCCAUGGUUGAAGAAGAGAAAUACUUGUCCUUGUUGUAGAUAUCAGAUGCCAACAGAAGAUGUUUUUGGUGAGAUUGAUAGGUUAUGGGGUGUUCUGAUCAACAAAGAUUGUUGCAGAUUAAGGAAUUGAUCAACUGAAAGUUUGAUCAGAUUUGUCAGUCAGUGCAUAGGGAAUUGGAUUGGGUGAUUGAGAUGAGUGGAUGUUGGGAAUUGGUUCAUUUUCAUGGAUAAAGUGAAACGUGGAAGUUAGAUAUGGGGGGUUAGAGUUUACAUUGGAUCUGAUGGAGAUAGCUUGAUACAUUGGACUUUACAAGCAAGCUUUGUUACAAGAAUCCAUAAAGGAAAUGUAUAAAAUUAUUACACCUUUUCAUUUUUAUAGGAGUCACUCUCAGUAUUCUCAUACAUGUGUAGUAGUUUCAUAUGCUCUCUGAUCCUCUAUUUCGAUACUAGGACUGUAAUGCAUUUGUUUUAAAGGGCUUCAUCUGUCCAUGUAAAUUGUGAGGAUCAAGUGAUAUACUAUCAUCUGCAUUGCAUUUCA
Molecule: messenger RNA, 1363 nt
Organism: Papaver somniferum (opium poppy)
Lineage: Eukaryota; Viridiplantae; Streptophyta; Magnoliopsida; Ranunculales; Papaveraceae
Product: E3 ubiquitin-protein ligase SGR9, amyloplastic-like
Exons: 1
Coding region: 71-955 (294 amino acids)
Biological process (GO): protein ubiquitination
Cellular component (GO): cytoplasm
Molecular function (GO): ubiquitin protein ligase activity
Source: RefSeq, a predicted model, not a curated record